UGAAUGGGAUUUAUCCAGUGCUUUGUCCUACUAGGUACUACGUAGUCAGCAUACUAGAUACUAUUGGUAAAUGAACAAUGAAUAUCUUCCUACAGAUCCGACAUAUCCUUAGUGUAGCCUAUCACAAACAACAAUUUGACUGAGACUUUGUUUCGCUGUCCUUGAACUUUGGGUAACAUUUUUCACAGCUUCAGCAUAGAACGCUAGACACCAGCAACCCCUGAAAUUCAAACAAGCCUUAGGAACUACCGGCUUCAUAACGGCUAUUAAUGACUAGCCAUUAGCAGAGGGAAUAUCAUUUACCAUACCGCGUGUAGAUCAAUAACUAGCUACCUACCUAGUAGUAAGUAUGUAGCCAACUCGCAUUCCUUUCGUAUUUUUUUCGUUUACUUUUCAACUCUGUCUUUCAUUUCCAUGUCAACCUUGAUCUUACCACGGAUUAGUUGCUGUAUGAUUGGAUAGGCCGACAAAUAUUAGACAGCCUGUACUACUUGGUCGAUUUCGAGCAAACACGGCAUUUGCCGGACAGCUACCUACCUAAUCAGAGCUCACUUCCCAAUACUUAUAUAUGUUCAAGAUGCCAAGUCAACGGUGAAUGGAGACGGCUUAUUCUCGCAUAUCCACCUGAGAGACCAUCUCGAUUCUUAUGAAAGUGUUCUGUCGCACGGGAUACCACCAUGCCAUUCAACAGGCUGAGGUCCGACGCCCCCGGGCAGCUCACCGUCGGUGAUGGCAUGACUCGCACCUCCAGUCGGGUCAACAGCGAUGGGCGGAUGAUGGUGCAAUUCCACCGGAACCCCCGGGAACUUGCAACGUGGCUUAAAGGGUUCUACGAGAAUGCCGGCGCGCCCGAGAGGAAGAUCUUCGUGCCACAAAACGGUGGCGGUGCAUCUCGCGAAGAGAAGACUAGCGGCACUGGACCGCGGCUCAAUAUCGCUAUUCACAUCGUCGGCUCCCGGGGAGAUGUCCAGCCAUUCAUUCCGAUCGCCCAGAUGCUUAGUAGACCUCCGUUCCACCACCGGGUUCGCAUCUGCACGCACCCUGUGUUCAAGGACUUCGUGGAGAGCAAAGGUCUAGAGUUCUUCAGCAUAGGGGGCGAUCCCGAAGCACUAAUGGCCUAUAUGGUGAAGAAUCCAGGCCUGCUCCCGAGCAAGGAAAGCUUCAAGGCGGGGGAUAUUAGUAAGAGGAGGAAAGAGAUGAGUGAAAUCAUGCAUGGCUGCUGGCGCGGUUGCAUCGAGGCAGGUGACGGGUUAGGAGAAAAAAUAGGAGCUUCUGACGUGAUUUCGGCAAGCGAUUUAUUCAUUGCGGAUGCGAUUAUCGCCAACCCUCCUUCGAUGGCGCAUAUCCACUGCGCAGAAAAGCUGAGCAUACCUCUACACAUGGUGUUCACCAUGCCAUGGUCACCGACACAUACAUUCCACCAUCCCCUCGCAGCGAUGCAGUACGGCCAGACGGAGACGGGUACAGCUAACUAUCUUUCCUUUAUGAUGAUGGAGCUUUUGACUUGGCAAGGUCUUGGCGAUGUUAUCAAUACAUUUCGAACGCGAACUUUACAGAUCGAUCCUAUCAGUCCACUAUGGGGCCAUCAAUUAUUAACGAGACUUCGCGUACCCUUCACAUACCUAUGGUCGGAGUCACUCAUUCCCAAACCCCCAGAUUGGGGCGAUCACAUCAACAUCGCCGGCUUUUCAUUUCUCUCCCAAGCCAACUCGUACACGCCACCUCCAGACCUUGCAGAGUUUCUCGAUGCUGGUCCUGCGCCGAUAUAUAUCGGCUUUGGAUCUAUCGUCGUGGAUGACCCCCAAGGCCUUACUCAGCUUAUCUUCGAGGCUGUUAGGAUAGCCGGAGUUCGCGUCAUCUUAUCUAAGGGAUGGGGAGGUAUUGGCGAAGGAGACGUACCUGACCAUGUCUACCUCGUAGGGGAUUGCCCACACGACUGGCUAUUCCAGCGCGUAUCAUGUGUUGUUCACCACGGCGGCGCAGGAACAACGGCGGCUGGGCUCGCAGCAGGCUGUCCUACAGUCGUGGUGCCGUUCUUUGGAGAUCAGCCUUUCUGGGGGCAGAUGAUUGCCCGCGCGGGUGCCGGACCCGAGCCUGUUCCGUUUAAAAAGAUAAAAGCGGAGAUCAUGGCAGAGAGCAUCCUGUUCGCCCUGCGGCCGGAAGUCCAGCAGGCAGCUGGGGAGCUAGCGCGACAAAUGGCCGAGGAGGACGGGGCGAGCAGCGCAGAACGGGGUAUCCAGUCUCUCCUAGAUGCCGAGGGCCUGAGGUGCGACAUCUGCCCCAACCGACUCGCGAUAUGGAAACACAAGAAGACCGACGCCCACCUCAGCAACUUGGCCGCCUACUACCUGAUAAACCAGGGGAUAAUCAAGAUGUCCCACAUACAGCUCCUCAAGCACAAGAACUGGUACGUCGACGAGGGCGCAGAAACAGUCCUAAUCGGCGCCAUCGCAGCCUGCAGCGGCUUCUUCACCGAAGUCGGCCUCGCAACCUCGCGCUACGCACAAAGCCUAAAAUCCGGGCCCCCUCCCCGAACCCGGCGCAAAUCCUCCCUGAUCCCCCUCCCAAGCAACCACCGCAAACGACAACAACAACAACAGAACAGCGCCCCCCAAACAGCAGCAUCGGCAUCCGAGGGCACCGAAACAGCCACAACAGCAACAGACGACGACACCAGCUCCUUCUCCCCCUUCGAGCGCGACCUCACGCCCAAGCAACUCGCGAAGCUCGCGCGCAUCAUGGCCGAGAAACCCUUCAAGCCCAACAACCCCAACGACGACCGCCUGUGCCUCGAAGACGAACUCCUCGACCUCGAGUCGAUCCGGCGGCAGGCCACUCACGGCGGCGGCGAGCAAAAGGCGCACGGACGUGCUCACCACAUCCUGCACGCGACGGGGCACUACGCCGCGGACCUCUCGCGCGCGGGGCUCAAGGCGCCGGUCGCGGCGUUCUACAACGUCGCGAACGGGUUCCGGAAUUUCCCGUCGUACGUGUUUGGCGUGCAGGAUCUGAGGCGGCGAGACGAGAUCACGGGGGUGAAGAGCGGGUUGAAGGUUGCGGGGAAGGAGUUUGCGCUGGGGCUGUACGACGCGUUCACGGGAGUCGUGGUGAGGCCGUAUAAGGGGGCGAAGGAGGGGGGUGCGAAGGGCCUCGGGAAGGGGCUGUUGAGGGCGGGGUAUGGGGUGCUGGGGGGCGUUGGCGCUGGCGUUGUGGGCUUGCCGGGCUACUCGCUCAAGGGCGUCCAGAAGGAGCUCUCGAAACACCGGCUUACGGAGCUCAAGGCGGAGAUCUUGCUGAUUAGGUUCAGGCAGGGUCUGGAUGACUGCCGGCAAGCGACUGAUGUGGAAAAGAAGGAGAUUUUGGAGAGGUGGAAGGCGCUGCAUGGAGCGCUGCAAGAUUAGGCCCGUUCGCGAGGGCUUGAGGUUUUUAGGAUAAAUAAGGAGGGCAUAGAGGGGACUCGAGAGUAUUGGCGGCUAACAUGGUGCAUGGGAUGGGAUGGGAUGGACUGGAUUGGAAUAGAUUUCAACUCCUCUUUGGUUAUAUCGUCAAACGUCCACAUCUGUGGUAUAUU
Molecule: messenger RNA, 3571 nt
Organism: Hypoxylon fragiforme
Lineage: Eukaryota; Fungi; Ascomycota; Sordariomycetes; Xylariales; Hypoxylaceae
Product: glycosyltransferase family 28 domain-containing protein
Exons: 3
Coding region: 678-3401 (907 amino acids)
Biological process (GO): carbohydrate metabolic process
Molecular function (GO): hexosyltransferase activity; UDP-glycosyltransferase activity
Source: RefSeq, a predicted model, not a curated record